Setaria italica (foxtail millet) is the source of this 1270-nucleotide messenger RNA. RefSeq names its product protein LOL3. The transcript has 7 exons. The record is from RefSeq and is a predicted model, not a curated record. Lineage: Eukaryota; Viridiplantae; Streptophyta; Magnoliopsida; Poales; Poaceae. Bases 260 to 787 code for a protein of 175 amino acids.
AAGUCUGAAACGCACGGGCACGGCGCCAUCGCCCUCUCCCUCUCGUUUCGUACUUUCGUCUCGGCUCCUCCCCCUCCCCUCCCCUCCCCCAGACAAAUCCAAUCCGGAAUCAACUGCCCCCCUCGCUCCGCCGGGGAGAGGAGAGACAAGCGACGCCGCGCUCGCUCGCCGCCCCGCCGCGUCGACCUCUUUCUCUUUCUUCCCGGAGCCCCACCGGAGGCGUAGACGGGCGGGCAGUCAUCCCGCGCCCGACGCCGCUAUGCAGAACCAGAUCGUGUGCCACGCGUGCCGGACCGUCCUGCUCUACCCGCGAGGGGCGCCCAGCGUCUGCUGCGCGCUGUGCCAGGCCGUCACCACCGUGCCGCCACCAGGACUAGAUAUGGCUCAGCUUAUAUGUGGUGGUUGUCGAACUUUGCUGAUGUAUACUCGCAGUGCAGACACUGUAAGGUGUUCGUGUUGCAAUACAGUCAAUCUUGUUAGACCAGUGAAUAAUAUAGCUCAUGUAAACUGCGGCCGCUGCCAGACAACUUUGAUGUAUCCAUAUGGAGCACAUUCAGUAAAAUGUGCCAUAUGCAAUCAUGUCACUGCUACUGGAGUAAAUACAGUGGCACCCACAACAUCCGCAAGGCCAGCAUCCAAUGGACCUUCAUAUAGUACCUCAUCUACUUCUGCUCCUAAAUCUCAACCCCAGAAUGUAACUGUUGUUGUUGAGAACCCUAUGACAGUUGAUGAUAAGGGAAAACUUGUGAGCAACGUUGUCGUUGGAGUCACAACUGGGAAAAACUGACUGCUAUCAUUACGUUGUACAUCAUUGUUGUGUGUUCUAUAUCAGAAGCCAAGAAGUACCAUAAGUUAUAGUGCUGCCCAGUGAUUGGUUGCUUGGUUGUCCUUGAAGAACAAAGAUAUUGCUUGGUUGUCCUUGAAGAACAAAGAUACACCAAGUAUUUCUGGGAUCUUGCAAAUGAACCCAUGAAGGUCGAAAUCUGUGUCUUGAAUCGAUCGAUUCUUUUUUUGUGUGUAUAUGAAUGCUGCUAGAUUUCACCGUGUGAUCAGAUAGUUGAGGGGAAUGAUAGCAUAGUUUCAUUUAGUUGUAUACAUGCUUUGGUACAAUUUGUUUGUUAGUUUGUGUUGUCUUCAAUCUUUAUUGUUGAUAGUGGUUACUAUUAUACAUGUACGGUUUGCAUUUUAGAAGGAAUAUACUGCAAACAAUGACACUGAAUAGGAGCUGUGAUACUCAGAUCGACCAGUGACUUUUCCUUUGGCUUGAGCA